Molecule: messenger RNA, 1344 nt
Organism: Trypanosoma cruzi
Lineage: Eukaryota; Euglenozoa; Kinetoplastea; Trypanosomatida; Trypanosomatidae
Product: protein kinase, putative
Exons: 1
Coding region: 1-1344 (447 amino acids)
Biological process (GO): protein phosphorylation
Molecular function (GO): protein kinase activity; ATP binding
Source: RefSeq, a predicted model, not a curated record
AUGAGUGGGGAUCUGUUGGAGAUACCCGGGGAGUCGAGGAAUUGGGUGCUGAAGCGACAUCGCGUUCUUGGCAAAGGCGGUUUUGGCUGCGCGACGUUGUAUGAGGAGGUUCAUACACCUGGUAGUUUUGUAGUUGUGAAGGAUAUAAACAUGCAGAUUAUGAAAAAAGAAGAAGAAAUGAAGGCAGUUGAAAUGGAAGUGGCAAUUCUCCGGCGUUCACGCGGACAUCCAAAUAUUGUGCAAUUUUUGGAUUACUACCACGACGGUCAGUUUAUGAUGUACAUUGUCAUGGAAUACUGCGAGGGUGGAGACUUGGCACGGCUUGAGGAACAAAUGCAGUUUCGUGUUUUCCAUCAACCUGAGAGAUUUAUCGCUUCCAUUUUCAUUCAGAUGUUGGUUGGUUUAUAUUAUUUGCAUGUGGAUCAGCUCACACUACACCGCGAUAUUAAACCACAAAAUGUGUUUCUCUGUAGCGAUGGCACAAUUCGUAUCGGUGACUUUGGCGUGUCGACAGUUCUCAAUCAAUACGGCUGUCGCGCGAAGGCGGUAUGUGGCUCCCCGUUUUACAUGGCCCCGGAAUUGUGUGAAGAGAAGGCGUAUGAUGGCAAGGCGGAUCUCUGGAGUCUUGGGGUAAUGAUGUACGAAUUGAUGGUACUGGAGCGACCGUUCAAUGCAAAAUCCAUCCCCGCACUAACGCGGCAAAUCAUACGCGGCGAGUUUAGCCCCAUCCCGCGCGAGCUUCACUACUCCGCUCAACUUGUGGAGAUGGUGGAGUCUUUUCUGCAAACAUCUCCAACCGCGCGGCCAACGCUUCGACGCGCGCUGCGAAGUUCUUACGUACAUAGUCACCUUGACUGCGUUCCAAUUGUUUGCCUUCUCUCGGAUCACUAUGCGCGGCUUUUUGGAGAGGAACUUCUGCAGCAAAUUCUACAGAAACAUGAAGACUCGACAAACACCACACGUCAAACAACUACCGUUGAUAGCAGAAACAGCGCCAGCGUACAGGAGAUGGAGAGGUGCAAAAAUCAUAGCGACUACAGCGACGGUGCAUCGGCACAGCCACGCGCUCAUCAAGAGAUUAGCGAGCUGGAACAGUGGCUGGAGGCGAACGGAAAUGUCAGCGAUGCUUUCAUUGACGCACAGUCGCCCAGAAAUCGUGCCGAUGGACGGCAGCUGUCAAACUCACCAUCGGAUAUCGGCAGAGCGGUGAAAACAGGCCGUGUCUUUUCGGACGACAUUAUGGACGAUUCAAUAUCCAGUGAACAAGGAAAAGGGCAGCAAUCGGAGGAUGAUGAGAGGGAUGAAUUCUACGAGGAUGACUUUGAGAGUGAGAGCAGUGGAUGA